Perca flavescens (yellow perch) is the source of this 939-nucleotide messenger RNA. Its product is annotated as metabotropic glutamate receptor 5. Bases 244 to 939 code for a protein of 231 amino acids. Gene Ontology annotation, cellular component: membrane. The transcript has 6 exons. The record is from RefSeq and is a predicted model, not a curated record. Lineage: Eukaryota; Metazoa; Chordata; Actinopteri; Perciformes; Percidae. Gene Ontology annotation, biological process: G protein-coupled receptor signaling pathway. Gene Ontology annotation, molecular function: G protein-coupled receptor activity.
GAGAGACACAGCAUGUCGCACUGCUGCACCUGUCUCGGCUGUUGCAGUGAUGGUCCAACCUUGAAAUCUGAGGGAAAGAAAGACCAGAAGAAAGGAAUCUAUUGAAAUUAUCCAUUCUCAAUAACUCCUCUGUGCCACAAGCUCUUGCCAUGGCCAAGAAAAGUGUUUCUCAGACAAGUCGUGUCCUGUGACGGCUCUACACAACACAUCUGAGAUCUGCUUCUCCUUUGUCAACGGACCAAGAUGAUGCUUUGGCUGCUGCUAGUUCUCUCCAUUUGGGUGGGAUCUUAUCAAGCUGACUCUGCCCAGUCCGAACGGCGGGUUGUAGCACACAUACCUGGAGACAUCAUCAUUGGAGCGUUGUUCUCCGUCCAUCAUCAGCCUCCUGCUGACAAGGUACAUGAGCGCAAGUGUGGUGCGGUGCGAGAGCAGUAUGGUAUCCAGAGGGUGGAGGCCAUGAUGCACACACUGGACCGCAUCAACGCUGACCCUCACAUCCUUCCCAACAUCUCCCUGGGCUGUGAGAUCCGGGACUCCUGUUGGCACUCGGCUGUGGCUCUGGAGCAGAGCAUCGAGUUCAUACGGGAUUCACUAGUCUCUUCUGAUGACGCAGAGGAGUGGGGUGGAGGAGGCUCCUGGGGAGGGGGAGGAAAACCCAUUGUUGGUUUAAUUGGACCAGGGUCAAGCUCAGUGGCCAUUCAGGUCCAGAACCUUCUACAGCUGUUCAACAUACCACAGAUUGCCUACUCUGCCACUAGUAUGGACCUCAGCGAUAAGAGCCUUUAUAAGUAUUUUAUGCGGGUGGUGCCUUCAGAUGCCCAACAGGCAAGAGCUAUGGUGGACAUUGUCAAGAGAUACAACUGGAGCUACGUGUCUGCUAUACACACUGAAGGUGGUAGUGAGUUGAGUCAGUUGGUUUACUGGUGGGAGAUAGUGUGA